This is a messenger RNA of Fonsecaea multimorphosa CBS 102226, 1428 nucleotides long. RefSeq lists its product as uncharacterized. Gene Ontology annotation, cellular component: NuA4 histone acetyltransferase complex; SWI/SNF complex. NCBI's taxonomy places the organism in Eukaryota, Fungi, Ascomycota, Eurotiomycetes, Chaetothyriales, Herpotrichiellaceae. Gene Ontology annotation, molecular function: chromatin binding. Gene Ontology annotation, biological process: regulation of transcription by RNA polymerase II. The record is from RefSeq and is a predicted model, not a curated record. Bases 1 to 1428 code for a protein of 475 amino acids. The transcript is spliced from 2 exons.
AUGGCAACUACGUUGACGUCGAGGGACGAGCCCAAAGCGGCCGAAUACGCUGGAGAUGAAGUAUCUGCCUUGGUACUCGACCCAGGCUAUUCCAGCGUGCGAGCCGGCUUUGCAGGCGAAGACACCCCGAAGUCGAUUGUUCCUACCUUCUAUGCCUCAACUGGUUCGGACCGAUACUUUGGCGACCAUGCCAUCGAUGUGCCUCGUGAAAAUGUCGAAAUCAAGAAUCCCAUGGGAAGAGACGGCAUUGUGGAAGACUGGGAUGCAGCUGAAGCGCUGUGGAAGUUUUCUUUCGCGCACAAACUGACAGGAGUGCGGCCGAACCGGGCUCUCCAAGACUGGCUCAACGACCCCACGGCGGUGCCAGACCUCCAAAAGGCAAUGUCAGACGCAGUAGACACAGAGCGGUGCCUAGAAGACCACCCUCUCUUCAUGACUGAACCUUCAUGGAACCCUACAAAGGCCCGGGAAAAGUGCGUGGAGAUUGCGCUGGAGUCCUGGGCGGCGCCAGCAUUCUAUCUUGGAAGGGCCGGCGUAAUGGGCGCAUUUGCUGCAGGUAGGCCUACUGCGCUGGUGCUGGAUUUCGGCGCGUCUCAGGUUUCAGUAACACCGGUUCAUGAUGGCAUGAUUUUGAAGAAGGGUAUCAUGCGGUCGAACAUCGGAGGAAAUUUCCUAUCGUCCCAGGUGCGCAACAUGCUCGAAGCCAACGAGCCAGACCCGAUAACCAUCACGCCCCAUUAUCUUGUUCAAUCGAAGCAGCCAGUGGAUGCUGGACAGCCUGCAAAUGCGGUGUUGAAGAAAUUCCCAGAAGGGUUUGAACCGCCGCGACCAUCGUUCCGACGCUAUCAGGAGGAGAAGGUCAUUCUCGAAUUCAAGGAGAUCGCACUGCAGGCCUGGACGAAUCCCAACACGCCAUUUCGAGGACAGGGCGAAAUGAUAGCGCGGGAGCAACAGUACGCGCAUCCCUUUGAGUUCCCAGACGGGUAUAACCAGACAUUUUCAUCUGAACGAUUCAGACUGGUGGAGUCAAUAUUCGACUCACAGUGCUACUACGCGCCCCCGUCAGAGUCCGAGGAAGCCCAACUGUAUCCCGCGCCCGACGCUCAGGGUACAGUAACAGGGCUGGUCAAAGCCAGCCUUAACCAAGUGGACGUGGACAUCCGACCGUUUUUGCUUGGCAAUGUGGUCCUGACGGGAGCAGGAUCGCUUAUCCGGGGGUUGCCAGACCGGAUCCAACAGGAGCUGAGCAAGCAAUAUCCCAGCACACGCGUGCGGAUCCAAGCGUCAGGAAUGCCGGUGGAACGCAAAUUCGGAAGCUGGAUUGGAGGCAGCAUCGUGGCCAGUCUGGGCACAUUUCAUCAGAUGUGGAUAUCCAAGAAGGAGUAUGAAGAACAUGGGGCCGGCAUUGUGGAAAAGCGGUGCAAGUAA